AUGAAGGCAAGCAAAAACAAGCGCAUCAAGAGGACGCUUGAUUUUUAUCGGCAGCUCUACAACCUCACGGAGCCUUACCGCGUUCUAGUGGAUGGUUCAUUUGCGUAUGCCGCGCUGAAACACCGCAUCCAUGUCAAGGAUAAAAUAACAGAGCUUCUUGGUGGCACGACUCACACUUAUGUUACCAACUGCAUCCUGGAUGAACUUCGUGACAUGGGGGAGGAGAUGUCCGGAGCUAGUUUGUCCUUGAAGCGGUAUCAGAGGCUUAACUGCACGCAUGGAUCGAGUGACAAGGGUGCCAAUUCGCGUCGUUGCAUUACAAGUGCGGUGUCAGCCGGCAACUCACAGAAGUUGUUUGUGGCCACUCAGGACCAGACUUUGAUCGGCUGGUUGCGCAAGUCUGGUGAUGUGCCUAUCGUGAAGCUCAACAACAAUGUGAUGUUUCUCGAGCACCCUGCGAAGAGCUCCAAAGAAUACAAGGAAUUCGUUGAAAAGGGUAAACUACUUCCCAAAGAUUGGGAGAAGGCGUAUUUGCCCGUGAUGUCGGAUACCAGUGCUGCACCUGUAAAGCGGAAAAAGGAAAAGACCAAAAACCCCAACCCGCUAAGCUGUUUGAAACCCAAACGAAAGGCGUCAAAAGAUCAGCAAAAACCUACAACUACCAUCGCAGAUGCAUCUACAGAGAAAGAGGAACCUCGGAAACGAAAGCGCCGACGCAAGGCUAAGUCGAGUACUGAAACUUCGGAGUCUGGACCUUUACCACCUGACAGCUCUUAG
Messenger RNA from Babesia ovata, 777 nucleotides. Its product is annotated as rRNA-processing UTP23 homolog. The transcript is spliced from 6 exons. Gene Ontology annotation, molecular function: small ribosomal subunit rRNA binding. Bases 1 to 777 code for a protein of 258 amino acids. NCBI's taxonomy places the organism in Eukaryota, Apicomplexa, Aconoidasida, Piroplasmida, Babesiidae. The record is from RefSeq and is a predicted model, not a curated record. Gene Ontology annotation, cellular component: nucleolus; small-subunit processome.